AUGGCAUCAAUGAACUGGUUGGGUUUCUCUCUCUCCCCUCAAGAACUUCCAUCACAUUCUGCUAUUGAAAACCAAUCUCAAACAGUGGGAUUCAACUCUGAAGGAAUCUCCACCGAAUGCUUUGAUCAUCUCACCUCCGAGUCCACUCAUCACUCACUCAACCUCCCUCCUUCUUUUGGCUUAUUUGAAGAACUCAACCAAAACCAUUGUACUCAUACUCCUCUAGAUUGGAACACAAAGGGUUUGGAAAGCAACUCAGAGGAUAACUACAACAGCCAAAACAUGCUAUUGGGAACAUCAUGCAGCCAAAGCAACCAAAACCUCGACAAAAACCAACAACAACCAAAACUCGAAAACUUUCUCGGCCCUCACUCUUUUGGAGAUUUUAUGUUCCAAAACUGUUCAUUAAAACUUCCGACUCAGCCGUCGGAAAAGCCACCAACAGCCGGUGUUGGAGGUGGCAGUCCAAAAAACAGUAACUCUAUUGGGUUGUCAAUGAUAAAGACAAUGCAGAGGAACCAACCGUCACAAUCAGAAGCUGCAAAUACAUCGCUUUCCAUGAGCACGCAACAACCUAGGACGACAGUACUUGAUAGCAAAGCAGGAAUUAAUACUGUUGAGACUGUGCCUAGAAAGUCCAUUGAUACAUUUGGACAGAGGACUUCCAUAUACCGUGGUGUAACCAGGCAUAGGUGGACUGGUAGAUAUGAGGCUCAUCUAUGGGACAAUAGUUGUAGAAGAGAGGGACAAACUCGCAAAGGAAGACAAGUUUACUUGGGAGGUUAUGACAAAGAAGAAAAGGCAGCCAGAGCUUACGAUUUAGCAGCGCUGAAGUACUGGGGAACUACAACAACAACAAAUUUUCCGAUUAGCCAAUAUGAAAAAGAAUUGGAAGAAAUGAAGAACAUGACAAGGCAAGAGUACGUCGCGUCAUUGAGAAGGAAAAGCAGUGGUUUUUCUCGCGGUGCAUCCAUUUAUAGAGGAGUAACGAGGCAUCACCAAAAUGGCAGAUGGCAAGCUAGGAUUGGAAGAGUUGCAGGCAACAAAGAUCUCUACUUGGGAACUUUCAGCACCCAAGAAGAGGCUGCAGAGGCAUAUGAUGUUGCAGCCAUCAAAUUUCGAGGACUGAAAGCCGUUACAAACUUCGACAUGAACAGAUACGACGUUAGGAGUAUACUUGAGAGCAGUACUUUACCAAUUGGUGGUGCUGCCAAACGUUUAAAGGAUGUUGAAAAGGUUGAUAUGAACGUGAAUGAGCAAAGGUCAAACAUGGAUUCCACUAUGAGCUAUGGAGCUCUUCCAUUCCAGCAACCUCAUCCUUAUAGCCAGCUUCAUUACACCUAUGGAAUUCAGAAGCUUUGGUGCAAACAAGAACAAGAUUCUGAUGUUUCUCAAUCCUUACAAGAUAUUCAUCAACUACAAUAUUUAGGAAAUACCCACAAUUUCUUUCAGUCCAGUUCAGGGUUGCAGUACCCUGUCAUGAGCAUUGAUUCUGCUUCUUCUAUUGAUGUUAAUAGCUCUGGAUCUAACUCUGUCAUUAAUGGUUGUGGGGCCUACUUGAUUCCCAUGGCUACUACUACUACUACUACUAAUACUUUCAUUGCAGAUGAAGGUAACCAAAAUCAAAGAAUCAGCAACGGUUUUGGUGAUAGUGAUGUAAACACGCUUGGUUAUGAAAAUGUAUUAAGCUAUAGUGAUCCUUAUCAUGCAAAGAACUUGUAUUAUCUUUCGCAGCAAACAUCUGCAGGUGCAGUUAAGGGUAGUGCAUACGAUGCAUUCAAUAACUGGGUGCCAACUGCGAUUCCAACUAUUGCACCAAGGCCUAACGAUUUGGCUCUCUGUCCUGGAGCUCCACCGUUCACAUGA
Gastrolobium bilobum is the source of this 1866-nucleotide messenger RNA. Its product is annotated as AP2-like ethylene-responsive transcription factor BBM. The record is from RefSeq and is a predicted model, not a curated record. Gene Ontology annotation, biological process: regulation of DNA-templated transcription. Lineage: Eukaryota; Viridiplantae; Streptophyta; Magnoliopsida; Fabales; Fabaceae. The coding region runs from base 1 to 1866 and encodes 621 amino acids. Gene Ontology annotation, molecular function: DNA-binding transcription factor activity; DNA binding. The transcript has 9 exons.